This is a messenger RNA of Bursaphelenchus xylophilus (pine wood nematode), 2892 nucleotides long. NCBI's taxonomy places the organism in Eukaryota, Metazoa, Nematoda, Chromadorea, Rhabditida, Aphelenchoididae. The record is from the annotation of a GenBank genome assembly.
AUGUCGACAAGAAGGCGGGAAGUUCGCGAUACCGCCAGGGAUAUUAUUCAGGGUACUCAGUAAGUCUCCUAGCUUUGUAUUUUACUUUUUAACGAUGGCUUUGUCGCUCCUUUGACUAAUUCCGACCUUAUUUUAGGCCUUCCGGGAGAGGCCCAAGAAGGCCUAGAGAAGGCUAUGCCACACUGCCAUUGUCGAGAAGGGUAAGUUAACAGGAAAAAGACGUCAUAAUCUGUCUAGAAUUCGGCAAACGGUGCGAAUCGAGAUAUUGCGGACCUUCAAAAUCAAGUCGAUCAACUUCGGCGGCAACAAUCUGACCUCCUCGGAGCCCAAGACGUAAAUUUAUCCCAUAAUCUACAUUUAACUAUACAAUUUUAGAUUACCCGGAGACAAAAUGAAGCCGCUAACAAUCGAAUCCAACGACAAGCCGGUUAUUUGGCUGGAGGAGGGUCGUAAGUCACCCUUAUAUUAUCCAUCAGCUUUUAGGAACCGGGAUAUGGACGAAAUUCGACGAGCACUCUCAGCGAUCGAAAACAGAGUAAGUCAAUAACUUCUACGCAGUAUCCUCGUUGCAGAUGCUAUUAUUUGGACAAGAAUUGUCAUCAAUCAAAGGAACCGUUGAUCGACAUACAAAUGAUUUGAUAGCUGUCAACAAUGAGGUCAAAGCAAGGCCUUUAGCUGAUCAGGCGGUAAGAAAUUGUUUAUCAAAAGGUUUCAGAUAUAUUCAACCUACAAAAUGCAUUGUGCUUUCAGCGAUUACAAUCGAAUACGCAACAACUUGACUCAAGAAUUCGAGAUCUCCAUAACCAAAUGAUGGCGUUGCGAAGAAGUGUUGACACAGAAGUCAGCGAUCGCGUUAGAGUUAAUCAAACUCAACAGGAUACGUAAGUAACUCCUCUAUGGUAUUUAAUUAUUAGGAUAAACCGAUUACAAGAGACCAUCCGACAGCAAGAGGCCAAUAGAAACGAGCUUUUGGCUAACGUAACAAGACGAGGAGACCUUGAUAAAGCCAAAUUGGACGAGGAAACUCGCCGAUUAAACGAUCGGAUUCAACUUAUCACAACGGAAGUGUCAAGAAAUCUGAAUGAUCGAGAGCAACGACUUCGCGACGACCUUUUACAAAAAUAUAAUGGAGUUCAGAUGGUAAGCAAGUAUAACAUACUUCAUGAAACUAUUUUUCGACCUAUAAAAGGUCUAUUAUAAAAAAUUGAUGAUUAAAGACACCAGCCAUCAAAUGAUCAGUGUGUUAUCAAUUACCAGACGCAACCAAAUAACGAAAUUAUGAUUUCAGAGUGUGAAAUCACAAUUUGAUGCCCGUUUGGAAAGAGAAAACGAAAUACAACGGAACCUGGACGAGAGACUCCGCAAUCAAGACCAGCUGAUAGAGCAGGCCAGAGCGCAGAUUCAGCAACAAAAAACGAAAAACAAAGAACGCUUUCAGAAGGUGAACAGUGCGCUGGCGACACUGCAGAAAUACUUUGAUGCCGGCAACAAAAAGAUUGACAAAUUGAUGAACUCGGAGAUCCAGGCACGGUAUGACAAACGACUUUUUAUUUCGAAAAGACAGAUAAUAGAAAAGAGCUACUAAAAACUCUUUUACAGACGAGUUCAUGAACGAGGACUACUGGGAAGAGUGACAAACACAGAAGACAAGGUCAAUGCCUAUUUGAACAGUCUUUCCGCGGCUGUUGAUGAAGUUCGGGCAGGAAACGAGAAUGCCAAGAUGCCUAAUAUUGAUAUUGAAGCAGUAAGAUUCAAAAAAAAACACCAUGUAUUAUAUUACCUUAUACUUGAUGAUUUUAGCUUCGCCGGGAAAUUGAGGGAAUAGCAGCGGAUAAAAACAAGCUUAGUAUGGAAGGACUGCUCAAAUUGGAGGAAAAAAUAUCCAGAAUGCAACAUUGUAAGGCAUUCUUGGAACAAGAGAAAAAAAUUUCUUGUCCAAUCUUUAUCUACAGUGGGGACCUGAUCCAGUGACAAAAAAAGUAUCAUUUUGCAUUCUUUUUGUGAGGGAAAGGACGCGCAGUUAAAAACGGAAGUUUUUUAGUUGGAGAGGGAGGCAUUUUGCCACAUUUUUGAUACUUCCCUGAUGCAAAAUGAUACUUUUUUUGCCACUGGAUCAGGUCCCUCACUGUACUGCAAUAUUAUCAAAAAUUACCAAUUUCAGCACUAAACCGAGACCGUCGUGAGAUUCAAGGGAAACUGUCGGACAGCAACGAUGCCAGACAAAACAAACUCAAAUCUCAGAUGGCCAAAUUGGACGAUCUGUUAGAUGAUGUUGAGAGAACUCAAGACCGAGUGAGAGACAAGGUCGAAAGGCAAAUUCCUCGAGAUCUGAACGAACUGUCAGCCAAGGUGGACAAUCUGAAGCAACAAAUGACUCGACGAAUUGAUCAUGAGGAAGAGGAACGGUAAGAAAUCGAAAAAUAUGACAAAUUAAAUAAUUUUAGAUACCAAGCCAUCAAAGAGCUUCAAGAUGCCUACGGAAAGUUGGUUGUGAGGAACAGAGCCGACAGAAGAGAUGGAUCAGCAGCUCCAUCGUCGGUGAGAUUUUUAAACCAAUUUUUAAAUGCCAUUUUUGUCAUAAUAUCCCUUUCAAAAUCAAAUUUUAAUUUUUGACCUAUACACGAAAAUUAUUGCAUCAUUUCCCAGUCGGCGUUAAAACGAGACAUCGACGAAUGCAAAGUGGCCAUCCAGAAGUUGGCCGAGUCCGUUACAACCGUUAAAAACGUGCUAGAUCGAAGGCUCAUGGAGGAAAUUCGAAAGGUAAACAAUUGAAAAAAGGCUAAAACUAACGUACGACAAACAUACCCUUAUUUUCAGCGAGAAACCGAUGUGGAGACGCUAACAGCGCGAGCCGACGCAUUGGCAGCGCAAGUUGCCCAACGGGCGGCAUAA